ACCGCCGACGAACGCGAACGCAGCUCGUCGGAGACUACGAUAGUAUCUAUCUAUUCGAUGUACGAAGAAGAUGCAGGCAGCUGGUCUGCCCCGCAGUCAGUAGCAGGACACCGACAUCGUCCAUCAAAGGAUGCAGACGUCGAUGUCACCGUCAUGGGUGUCGACCACCGGGUCUCAUCUUCCAAGUGGAGCUCUAGGCAGGUCGAGGAUAGCGCCUACUUUGAAACGGCCGAAUGGUCGCGUACGAGUAUUCUGGAGAAGACAAGGGAGUCUGUUGCAUCGAAUGGUUCUGCGCAGCUUGCGUACGCAGAUAGUCGUCCGCCGUCUAGUCAAGCCCGGACGUCCGCCACCUCGCGCUCUGACAGUCAGGGCUACCUAACGCCCCGGGUUCUCUCCAAUGGCUCAUCGCUAUCUGUGCUACCGGAGGGUCAGGCGUCGUCGAGCUUUGUGCGUGCGUCGCACAGCAGUCGCGCCGACUCCAUUCCGCGUGCUAUAUCCAAUGGUUCUCUCCUCUCAGCUGCGCCGACCAGCCGGCCAUCGUCCAGCCAUGCCCGGGACUCCAGCGGAGGCUCUGGAAAUGCACCUGUGGGGGUACCGAAAUCACCGCGUCCACAGGACCGCGACAGCACAGCCGAGCGCGACACGAAAGCACUGCUCACAUCACCACCCGUCAUACCUCCUUCCGAGUCCACGUCCACAAGUCAUGAUCCACAAAGCUCUUCACAAUCGCAGCUGCAGCCCGUGUUGACGCCGCCAUCCUCCCCGCCGCGCGUGUCAUCCGUGGUCGGUUCACCUCCGAGCGUGCUCUCACUGGCACCAUCCCCCGACGAGGACCCGGACGGGUUCCACGUAAGGUCGACGUAUGCGCAGCUGGAGAUGUGUGGGGUGCGGGGCGACGGAAUCGAAGAGGGUGUGGAGCGGACACGGGCGCGUGUGGGUGGGAGCCGGGCAAGCGAAUUGCGCGCGCAAGAGGCACUUGGCGAUGGCUACGAGAAGACGCGCGACCUCACGCCACAGGAGCUGAGCAUGCUGUCGAGUCUAGACAGGUAUGGUUUCUACGUGAUGCCCUCACAUGAUCGUAUCAUUAUGCUGCCCGUGGGUCCACUCUUGAAGCCCCUUGCGCACAUCACGACAGCUCCGACGAAUGCGCCCGCGAGCGCGCCCCUGCUGCCCUCGUUACCGGCCCCACCGCCACCCUCGAAGGAAACGUCACGUGUUGCGAAGUGGGGGAGGAUGCUGGAGCCGCGUGCGCGGGACGAGGGGCAGAAUAUCGACUCGUGGGGGAUCAAGUCGUCAAAGGAGCGCAAGUUGCGCGAGCGCACCUUCAAAGGCAUACCAGACCGAUGGCGCCGUGCAGCAUGGGAUACGCUGAUGUGCCGGUUCUCGAAGCAUGGCCAGGCAGAGACGCGUCGUCUCGCGCACGCAUAUCGGGAAGCACUCGAUCGCUCGUCGACGUACGACGUGCAAAUCGACCUCGAUGUCCCUAGGACGAUAAGUGGGCAUGUCACGUUCCGGACGCGGUACGGCCAAGGGCAACGGUCGCUCUUUCAUGUUCUCCAUUGCCUUUCACUGCACUGUGAGUCGUGUGGGUACUGCCAGGGCAUGGGCCCCAUUGCGGCAACAUUCCUGUGCUACUUCGAGCCGGAGCGCGCAUACGCCUCGCUCGUCCGGUUGCACGACUCAUAUCAGAUGCAUACGAUCUUCAGUCCAGGUUUCCCAGGGCUGCUGGAAGCGAUCUACGUUCAGGAGCGGAUCACGGAGCAGAUGAUGCCGGCGGUAUACGCUGCCUUCAAGAAACACAUGAUUUCAACGACCUCGUAUGCCACGAAAUGGUAUAUCACGCUGUUCGCCAAUUCAGUACCGUUCCAGACCCAGCUGCGGCUCUGGGACGGGUUCCUGCUCGAGGGGCACGAUAUAUUCGUCGUGGUCGCCGUAGCAAUCGUGUGGGUCUACAGAGACCACAUCACAUCGAGCGCAGCGAGCUUCGAGACAGUGCUGUCCCUGCUGUCAUCAUUUUUCGUCCCGGAGGAUGAGAAUGCGCUGCUCGCCUGGAUCGAGAAAGUGAUCUCCGACCAGAAGCUGCGCACGAGCAUGCGCCAGUGGCGGGCGGACUGGCAGCGGCUUGUGGCAGCAGGACAGCACAACCAGGCCCUUCUCUGAGCGAUUGCAUGAUGCGGUGUGUCCAGUCCGAGUUGUCACAUAUCUUUAUAUCGUCGGAUUCUUGAGGAUGGGUGUGUUUUCUGGGAUGAGUUUAUUUGUUCUUUGUGCAUACUCACUGCAUUGCAUCGCGUACCUGUAGUCUGGUGCUAAUCAUGGACCCCGCGUCACCUAGUAUAGAUCAUCUUAUUUUGCAUCGUCAUCGCAAUCCAUGUAUUCCAUGACAAUGGUUAUGCCAUGUUCCAGUCUCACCAUGC
Molecule: messenger RNA, 2414 nt
Organism: Postia placenta MAD-698-R-SB12
Lineage: Eukaryota; Fungi; Basidiomycota; Agaricomycetes; Polyporales; Adustoporiaceae
Exons: 4
Coding region: 58-2160 (700 amino acids)
Source: RefSeq, a predicted model, not a curated record